Molecule: messenger RNA, 1197 nt
Organism: Sporothrix brasiliensis 5110
Lineage: Eukaryota; Fungi; Ascomycota; Sordariomycetes; Ophiostomatales; Ophiostomataceae
Product: folylpolyglutamate synthase
Exons: 4
Coding region: 1-1197 (398 amino acids)
Biological process (GO): tetrahydrofolylpolyglutamate biosynthetic process
Cellular component (GO): cytosol; mitochondrion; cytoplasm
Molecular function (GO): tetrahydrofolylpolyglutamate synthase activity; ATP binding
Source: RefSeq, a predicted model, not a curated record
AUGAAAACAUGGCUGAACAAGCUAGGCUACACGGACGAACGGAUCAACGGCCUCAACAUCGUUCACGUUGCUGGAACUAAGGGAAAGGGAAGCACUUGCGCCUUCGUGGAGAGCUUCCUCAGAGCACAUGGACGGAGAACCGGUGCUACGCAGAAAGUAGGACUCUAUACCUCGCCUCAUUUGAUUGAGUUGAAUGAGAGGAUUCGAAUCAACUUUGAUCCUCUGCCGCAACACAUCUUUGCGCAGUAUGCUUUCGAAGUGCGUGAUGGUCUCGACAUCCAACCAACCGAUCCCCGACCACGGUAUCUACAACUUCUAGCGCUCAUUUCUUUCCACGCCUUCUUUAAGGAGGGAGUCGACGUUGCCAUCUACGAAACGCACCAUGGAGGCGAGUUCUGUGCAACGAACGUGGUCCAGCACCCUGUCGUGACUGGAAUCACAAGCAUCGGCAUGGACCAUGUCCACGACUUAGGGCCGACGGUCGAAAACAUUGCCUGGCAUAAGGCUGGGAUCUUCAAGACAGGCACCCCUGCCUUUUCACAACCCCAGACAGUGGAAGUGACUGAGGUUCUUCAACAGCAAGCGGCCAAGAAAGGCGUGGAUCUCAAGUUUGUCACGGCUCACGACACUUUCCCGAGCAGCCUCCAAGAAGAACAACUGAUGAACGCUUCUUUGGCGCGCGAGAUAACGGAUUGCUUCUUGGAGAGCAAAUACCCCGACGCGCCAGCCUUGACGUCUCAAGACAUACAUGAUGGUGUACAACAAUUCUCCUGGCCAGGCCGCUUCCAAACGGUUUCGGACGGCAAGUACCUUUGGUGCUUGGACGGCGCACACAAUGAAAUAAGCAUAGAGAAAGCAGCGUUGUGGUUUCAAAGGCUGUCUCGGCGUGUUGGUGUUCUUAAGCGAUUAGCGGCAUCAAUCAACGUCGAGAUCAACCAUGCGAUCUUUACCAAAUUUGAAGACAACGAAAAAGAUCAAGCACUUUUAAAUGAGUUUGGCAAAUGCUGGACGGAUACGUUUCCAGAAACGAAAGUAUGGAGUGACUUCACACAUGGUCAGGUUAUGGCGCGCGUUGAAGAGCUGGGGAAAGGGGCGCAGGAUGUCGACGUUUUGGUCACAGGGAGUCUUCAUUUAGUUGGAUCUAUUCUCCGCUGUCUUUCUAAGGAGGCCGGGGACAAUAUGCGCGAACGACACUGA